This is a messenger RNA of Grammomys surdaster, 1644 nucleotides long. Its product is annotated as serpin B4-like. The record is from RefSeq and is a predicted model, not a curated record. Gene Ontology annotation, biological process: negative regulation of endopeptidase activity. The transcript is spliced from 8 exons. Gene Ontology annotation, molecular function: serine-type endopeptidase inhibitor activity. Bases 60 to 1223 code for a protein of 387 amino acids. NCBI's taxonomy places the organism in Eukaryota, Metazoa, Chordata, Mammalia, Rodentia, Muridae.
AUCCUUCCUGCCAACUUCUGCCUUCAGAAACACAGGACUUAAGGUCACAUUAAGCCACCAUGCAUUUGUUUGCUGAAGCCACUACUAAAUUCACACUUGAGCUGUUCAGGCAGCUCAGAGAAUCAAAGGACAAUAUCUUCUAUUCCCCAACCAGUAUAAUGACAGCAUUAGCAAUGCUCCAGCUUGGAGCAAAAGGAAACACUGAACAACAAAUUGAGAAGGUUCUUCAAUUCAAUGAAACCACCAAGAAGACAACAGAAAAAACUGUAGACUGCCAUGAUGAAAAAAAUGUCCAUGAACAAUUUCAAAAGCUUAUGAUUCAGUUAAACAAAUCCAAUGAUGCUUAUGACCUGAAUGUUUCCAACAGUAUAUAUGGAGCAAAGGAUUUCCAAUUUCUCCAGAAAUUUUUGGAAAACAUUAAGGAAUACUACCAAGCUAACGUGGAAUCACUUGAUUUUGUACAUGCUGCAGAAGAAAGCCAAAAGAAGAUUAAUUCCUGGGUAGAAAAGCAAACAAACGGAAAAAUCAAAGACUUAUUUCCUGCUGGGAGCCUGAGCAGUAGCACUAUACUGGUUCUGGUGAAUGCAGUGUAUUUCAAAGGACAAUGGAAUCACAAAUUUGAUGAAAAGAAUACCACAGAAGAAAAGUUUUGGCUGAAUGAGAAUACAAGUAAACCUGUCCAGAUGAUGAAACAAAAAAAUAAAUUUAACUUCAACUUUAUGGAGGAUAUGCAGGCCAAGAUUGUGGAACUUCCAUACAAAGGCAAAGAGCUAAGUAUGUUUGUCCUGCUGCCAGUGGAAAUUGAGGGUCUGAAGAAGCUUGAAGAACAACUCACUGCUGAGAAGUUUCUAGAAUGGACAAGCCCAGAGAAGAUGCACAUGAUGGACAUGUAUUUAUCUUUGCCUCGGUUCAAACUGGAAGAGAAGUAUGACCUCCCACGUCCAUUGGAACACAUGGGGAUGCUCGACGCCUUCAAUCAACAGAAGGCUGACUUCUCAGGCAUGAGCAGCCCUCAAGGUCUCGUGGUGUCUAACAUUUUACACAAGUCCUUUGUGGAAGUAAAUGAAGAGGGAACAGAAGCUGCAGCUGCCACGGGUGUGGAAGUUGGUGUAACAUCAGUACAGAUAUCAGAGGACGUCAAUUGUAACCACCCUUUCCUAUUCAUCAUCAGGCAUAACAGGACCAAAAGCAUCCUCUUCUUUGGCAAAAUGUCUUCCCCUUAAGUGCAGUGGCUCUGCCAUGCCUCCAGAAAAGUUAACGAAGUUCUGCAGCUAAUUAUGGCCCGGAAAGAAUUUCUCUUGCUUCAUUUUCUUUCCCAUCUCAGAGUCCCAGCUAAGAGUGUGUUGCUUGGGGCAGGAAAGCUCUAGUAUCUCUAUUGUUCUUUUGUUUUCUUUUUUCUAUACAUCCAUACAUUCUCUGGGGAGAAAUUUUCAGCAAAAAGAUUAAGGGAUGUUUUAAUAUAGAUUCCACUAAUGUAGCAUGUGUCGGUGACCUGUGUUAAGUGAGCUGGAGAAAAUACCUUCUUUUUAAACUGAUUAAUAUAAACACCUGCAUUGCUUAGGGGAUAUCUGAAGACUUCAUAAGCUUACAAAUGUUGUGAUUUUACAAAAUACAUUUUCAAUAAAAUAAUGAUCUUGUCAACUU